Molecule: messenger RNA, 1506 nt
Organism: Mucor velutinosus
Lineage: Eukaryota; Fungi; Mucoromycota; Mucoromycetes; Mucorales; Mucoraceae
Exons: 4
Coding region: 1-1506 (501 amino acids)
Molecular function (GO): (S)-2-hydroxyglutarate dehydrogenase activity
Source: RefSeq, a predicted model, not a curated record
AUGAUUCCUCACAAUUUACUCACAAAAUUAACUCUGAAACACUCACAACGAUUAUCGACAUGCGUUGCACUUCGACAUUUGCACCGAGCAAUGCCUUCUUUGUCGCAUAGCAAUGUCAAGCUGUGGGAUCAGCUUCCAGGCGAAGGCGGCUCCAAAAAGAAAGGUCUAGAAGAACUCUUGGGUCCCCUGAGAGCAGAGAAGUUUGCCAUUCCAGAUCCUCGACAAACUGUAGGACAUGAUCACUUUGACAUUGCUAUUGUUGGUGGCGGUAUUGUUGGCUUAGCCACUGCUAGAGAGAUCUUGAAACGAUAUCCACAUGUCACAUUGACCGUUUUGGAAAAGGAGGCAGAAGUAGCAGGACAACAAACUGGACAUAACAGUGGUGUCAUUCACGCUGGAUUGUAUUACGAACCGGGAUCUCAAAUGGCUCACACUUGUGUUCGUGGUGCCGAUCUCAUGUACAAGUACUGUGAGGAACAUCAACUGCCUGUUGAACGUUGUGGUAAAAUGGUAGUCGCUUGCAAUGAAAAGGAACAUGAACAAGUAGAAAAACUAUACCGCCAGGGCACUGCCAAUGGAGUUCAGGGGCUGAAGAUUAUCUACAGCAAAGAGAUUACGGAAUUAGAACCCAAUGUCAGAGCAUACAGUGCCCUGUACUCACCGAACACGGGUAUCGUCAACUACUGGCUUGUCAGUCAAUGCAUUGCAAAUGAGCUUCGAAAAUCAGGACGUGCUGACAUCAAGACCUCAUUCGAAGCUAAGAAAUUUGAAAAGACAAGCGAUGGCAAGGUCAAAAUUACUGGUGGCGAGCCCAUCAUGGACGGCCCUCAUUUGGAAAUCACUGCCAACAAGGUCAUCACAUGCGGUGGUCUCUAUUCAGAUCGUAUCGCUGGUCUUACAGGAGGUGAUGCUAGCAAGCACAAAGUCGUUACAUUCCGUGGUACCUAUUACCAAUUGAAGCCCGAGUACCGUACCUUGGUUAAACGCAACAUUUACCCUGUGCCUAAUAAUAGUGGUAUCCCUGUUGGCGUGCACUUUACUCCUACUGUAGACGUUCGUCGUGGCCAUCAAACAAUUGUAGGUCCCGGUGCCUGUAUCACAUUUUCUCGCGAAGGCUAUCGUUUCUUUGACGUUAAGAUCAAGGAUGUGUGGGACAAUGUCAUGAAUAGCGCAUUUUGGGCAUUUGCGCUCAAGAAUUUCAGUUUAUCGUUGGAGGAAUUGUACAAAGAUUUGAACAAGACGGCAUUUCUCAAGAGCGGCCAAAAGUACGUGCCCUGUUUGACAGGUGAUAUGGUAGAACCUAGUUUUGCUGGUGUCAUGGCACAGGUAUUCGAAAAGGGCGGUGUUGCUGCUGGCGAUUUCAUUGUAGAGACAAAUGUCAUGGACGGCUUAAUCUUGAACGUUAGAAAUGCACCAAGUCCUGCCUGCACAGCUUCAUUUGCUAUUGGUGAAAUGGUGACUAAUCGUGCUGAACAAGAUUGGGGCUGGAAGGACAAGUUGACAUGA